This is a messenger RNA of Dendronephthya gigantea, 1605 nucleotides long. Its product is annotated as KICSTOR complex protein kaptin-like. The record is from RefSeq and is a predicted model, not a curated record. Gene Ontology annotation, molecular function: actin filament binding. The transcript has 12 exons. Gene Ontology annotation, biological process: cellular response to amino acid starvation; actin filament organization; negative regulation of TORC1 signaling. The coding region runs from base 14 to 1324 and encodes 436 amino acids. Gene Ontology annotation, cellular component: KICSTOR complex; lamellipodium; actin cytoskeleton. NCBI's taxonomy places the organism in Eukaryota, Metazoa, Cnidaria, Anthozoa, Malacalcyonacea, Nephtheidae.
GAGGAGUUCCAAUAUGGCGGACGAAGAGGAUGAAAACAAAAUCUGCUUUCAGGAAAUCCAAUUUUUCCCCAUCGUCUCUCAAACUAACGUUUAUGGCCUAUCUACAUAUUAUGAAAGUAAAAAUAAAUGUAGUAAAGUGUUGUUAGCCUGUCUUAAAGGCAAUAUUUUGUGUAUAUCUUCACCUCAGAGUGGUGGACCUAGUUCUAUAACAUCUGCAAAUGUACCGCUUAAGAACUUACAAGGUGCAGAUAUUGUUUCUAUCGAUGCAUUUAAUUCUUCCAAUGGUUUGCACUUUGGCAUCACAUUUUUAAAGGAUAGUCAUUCAAACUUUCAGAGGCAGUAUUUCAACAUUUACUAUGGGAAAGGCUCAGAAUUGGACACAUGCAAGCUUGAGUCUAUUGCAGACAGCUGUCAAACAAUAGAACUGGAUUUUGUACCAUUUCAGCUUAUCCAUGCCCGCCAGUCAGAUGAUAAUGAAAAAGAUGAAAAUGUAUUUCUAUUAAGUGGUAGUGAUGGAAAAAUACAUCUUUAUGAAAAAGCUUCCAUAAAUCAGGAAUUUAGAGAACAGAAGGUGGAAGACUAUUUCCCAGAAUUCCAAAAUCUCCCUAACAAUGUUAUCUGGAUGGAUGUUUAUUAUGAUGGUGACAGGAGACGCCUUAGUUGCUUUGCUUGUCAAAAUGGUUUUCUCAAAAUGGUUGUUGUCAAGAAAAAUGUGGUCAUAAAAGAGUGGUCUUCUAUGCAUGAUGGUCCAGUAUCAUCUGUGAAAAUUUUUACUUUUGAAGCACAGCAAUGCAAAAUAUCCAAUGAACUGAGAGAAGUCCUUGAACUACCUGAAGAAAAUGAAGUUGCAGAAACAGCAAACAGCGAAAUUCAUGUUUUAGUGACAUGUGUAAUUGAACCAUCGGUCAUAUACGAAGAUGUUUUAAAUAACGGUUUAUCAAAACUUUCUAUUCUUCCUGAUUCUGAUAAGUAUGAUUGUGUUGUUUGCUCACAUAUCUCUGAUGUUGACUGGGACGGCAACAAUGAAAUAUUACUAGGAACGUUUGGACAGGAAUUAAUGGUGUACAAGCUUACAAAAGAAUAUAACGAGAAUCGUAAGAGAAGAUUACAAGCUACACUUUGUUGGAAAAAGAGCUUUGCCCAACCGUUAUACGCUAUUGAUUACGUUGAUUUGACAAACGAUGGUGUUCGAGAAUUAAUUGUAGCUUCAUCAAAAGGACUUCACGUGUUACAGCACAUGUUCACUGACAUAAGAAAACGAUUCCAGAAUGAGUUUCGGCUGCGUGAUAAAGAGGCUGAAGCAGACGAUUCUUCUGAAAAUUAAAAAUACAUUGUUUUUAAGAUGCACCCAGGUCAAGAAUUGUGAUUCGUCCAAAUUUUUAGUUUAAUAUGCAUGUCACUUCAGCAAAAAUCGCAAUGGGGAAUGUUGUCGAUGAAAAAAUAUUUGCAUAAACUAGCUAGCUUAUCGACAUUACUCCAUUAGGUCAGAUUACAGGCCUAGGUAUAGAGAGGUUACGCUUAAAUCUAUUUUAUGAAAUUGUUGAAAACGAAAAACAUAAACGGAAUCCUAUAUUUUAGACAUGGUAUAUGUAUAUAGCUUAAAUG